AUGGAAAUGUCUGAUACAGUCAAACCUCCGACUUCCUUCCUCAUAGAGGACAUCCUCUCCGUUAAGGACAACACAAGAUUUAAUGGCAAAUGCUGUUCACAGAAAAUGGAAAGACGUUCACAGUGGAGAGAAGAAUCUGAAAAGUUGUCAGAGAAACUCCGUCUCCAGGAGACAGCGUUUGGAGCGCAGACAGAGUCUCUGGACACAACCUGUCCCAGCACCUCGGAGUCCGGCAGUUUUUCCUCCACGGGGAAACAGAAGCGCUCCAGGGCUGCGUUUACACAUUUCCAAGUGCUUGAACUGGAGAAGAAAUUUAACCACCAGAAAUAUCUGUCCGCCCCAGAGAGGGCUCACCUUGCCAGCACCUUAAGACUAACUGAGACCCAAGUGAAAAUCUGGUUUCAGAACCGGAGGUAUAAAACGAAACGAAAGCAGCAAACAUCAGAGUUCUGUAAGGAUGUGUACAAAGCAGAGGGACUGGGCCUGAGAGAGGAUUUGGUCCGAUCAUCGCUAAUCGCCUCCUUCUGCAAAGCUUACCAAUACAGACCGUACCUGUGGGACUACAGUGGCCCCUGGGGGCCAACGUUAUGGUGA
Molecule: messenger RNA, 594 nt
Organism: Xiphias gladius (swordfish)
Lineage: Eukaryota; Metazoa; Chordata; Actinopteri; Istiophoriformes; Xiphiidae
Gene: nkx3-1
Product: NK3 homeobox 1
Exons: 2
Coding region: 1-594 (197 amino acids)
Biological process (GO): regulation of transcription by RNA polymerase II; cell differentiation
Cellular component (GO): nucleus
Molecular function (GO): RNA polymerase II cis-regulatory region sequence-specific DNA binding; DNA-binding transcription factor activity, RNA polymerase II-specific
Source: RefSeq, a predicted model, not a curated record